Molecule: messenger RNA, 3165 nt
Organism: Periophthalmus magnuspinnatus
Lineage: Eukaryota; Metazoa; Chordata; Actinopteri; Gobiiformes; Gobiidae
Product: ras-GEF domain-containing family member 1C-like
Exons: 14
Coding region: 168-1628 (486 amino acids)
Biological process (GO): positive regulation of GTPase activity; Ras protein signal transduction
Cellular component (GO): plasma membrane
Molecular function (GO): guanyl-nucleotide exchange factor activity
Source: RefSeq, a predicted model, not a curated record
CGUCAGGAGCCGCGUCUGGAGCCGUGUGGACACUGGACACCGCGCUGGACACACCUGGACACCGCGUCUCGUGAAUCUUUUUGGAUUAACACCAGCGACUUUCUGUGGAUUUGACAACGGACACGACCCGGAGCAAAGAUGAGGAUCAGAGAGUAACACGGCCCGGAAUGCCCCAGACCGUGUGCUCAGGAGCCAUGUUCAGCACUCCCAGCGGCUACAGCCCUCACCUGGCCUGCGCCGACCCCGGGGAGGAGCCUGACCCGGGGGAGGAGGCCCCGGCGGAGGGUCCCGGCGGAGGGGCCUGCCUCUCGGACGGACCUCCCAUCACCUCGGCCUCCCUGGACACGCUCAUCCAGAACCUGGUGCCCACGGCCGACUACUAUCCCGAGAAAGCCUACGUCUUUACGUUUCUGCUGAGCGCCCGUCUCUUCAUUCCGCCCCCGGAGCUUCUCGCCCGAGUCUGUGAGCUGUGCAUCAAACAACAACAACUGGACCAGAGCCCCCUGGACACGGCCAAAGUUCGUAAAUUUGGGCCGAAGAUCCUUCAGCUUCUGACGGAGUGGACGGAGACGUUUCCCUCGGACUUUAGAGACGAGAAGAUGGUCGGACAACUGAAGAGUUUUAUUCACAGGAUCGCCCCGUGCGACGAGGCGUACUGGAGCAGUCUGACUCAGCUCCUGCAGAAGCUGAGUCAGAGGUUGGCCGUGAUGACCCAGGGGGAGGAGAGCGUCGUGAAGGUCACGACCUCCGACAAACUGGUGACCUUCAAAACCAAACCCCCACCCAUCACCAAAGACAUGCUCUCCAUCUGCAACGACCCCUACACCCUCGCCCAGCAGCUCACGCACAUCGAACUGGAGCAUUUGAGUCGUAUUGAACCUGAGGAGUUUGUUCAGGCGUUUGUGCAGAAGGAUCGUCUGGACGUGUCACAGCCGUGCUUCAGCGAUCAGAAAAAGAAAACGACAAACCUGGAGGCGUACGUGCGCUGGUUCAACCGCCUGUGUUACCUGGUUGCCACGGAGAUCUGCAUGCCAGCGAAGAAGAAGCAGAGAGCGACGGUCAUCGAGUUCUUCAUCGACGUGGCCCGAGAGUGUUUUAACAUCGGGAACUUCAACUCUCUGAUGGCCAUCAUCUCCGGAAUGAACAUGACGCCCGUGUCCCGCCUGAAAAAGACCUGGAGCAAAGCCAAGACCGCCAAGUUCUUCAUCCUGGAGCAUCAGAUGGAUCCCACUGGAAACUUCUACAACUACAGAACAGCUCUGAGGGGAGCGGCUCAUCGCUCACGGACCGCCAACAGCAACAGGGAGAAGAUUGUGAUUCCGUUCUUCAGCCUCCUCAUCAAAGACAUUUACUUCCUGAACGAGGGAUGUGCCAACCGCCUCCCGAACGGCCACGUCAACUUUGAGAAAUUCGUGGAGCUGGCUCGGCAGGUGGGGGAGUUUAUGACGUGGAAACAGGUGGAGUGUCCGUUUGAGGAGGAUCGGUCCAUCCUGCACUACCUCCACACUGCCCCCAUCUUCAGCGAGGACGGACUUUACCUCGCGUCAUACGAAAGUGAGAGUCCAGAAAACCAGGUGGAGAAAGACCGAUGGAAAGCACUCAGGGCUAACGUGCUAGCAAAGACAUAAGGCCCUGACGGCAGCUGGCCCUCACCAGCAGGGGGAGCACGUUCUCAUUGCACUAAAACGAACUGUGAAGGAACCAAGCUGGUACUUAGGUGUUUUCUAUGAAGAAUCGACAACGACACGAUGAACGGGAUUCAUCAGAUAGACUUUAAAAUAAGAACAAUGACAGGUUUUAAUGAAAAUAUCAUUAUGUUAAGCUAAAAUUAUGCCUUUGCAGCUUCUCAACCUUCACAAUAAGGAACAGUAUUUUAAAACCCCUCUCCUUUGCGUGUUUACUGUUGAGAAGUGUUUACUAUUCCAGAGUUACAGGGCAGACCACUUUAUACAUGAAAUUCCUACUGAUAAUAUUGUAUUGUUUUAUAUUUGCUCCUGUUGCCCUGGCAGUGUACUGUACGGACGUGAAGGGCGCUGGCUAGCCCACGACAGCUCUGACGUUUUUAUUCAGCUAAAAUGAUGUUUAACAGAAGUGACUAUCCUCUGACAUCUCUCUGUGCGACGUGGGCCUGUCAUGAUCAUCACUUUAUCCACUUCUGUUUAUGAAAACUGGAACUGUAUUUUUUCUUUGCACUACUGGGAAAUUUUAGGUUUAUGUUUUGUCUGAUCAGAUUUAAGCUUAAACAUCUCAAACUAACGACUAAAGUGUUUCAUUCUGCUGUUUAUUUCUUGCAGCUCAUGAUUUUUAACAAUAUUGUAGAUUUGAAAUAGUUUUUGUGGUUUAAAUCUUGGGUUUUUGUGUCAGUGGCAGAGAUGAGUUUAAAUAUUCCUUCAGAUUGUGUUAUUGUGACAGGCCUGUUGUGAACCAUGUGUCUGUAUCAUGCACGAGACUGGACUGUUCCUUCUUUAAAGUCAUUCCAAUGUUUUGUUUUUUAUUUAUUAUUUUAGUUGGGAAACUGUUACAGUGUUUGCUUCUUUAAUGUACUGUGCCAUUCUUGUAAGCUAACGGUGUUUGCGUGGGGAGGUGUGCACAGGUGACUUUGACCCAUCUCUUUCUGCUCCCAGGAAGCUUUUGUUCUGACUGAUGUUCAGUUGUUUUAAUAUUUAUGGAGACAGAUGUUUUAUUCUCCUUUUGUGAACAUGAAGUGCGAUGGCAUGCUAACACACGUGUUUCAAAGGGGCAUUACUUUGCUGUUGCAACACCGUCUUUGGAAUAACAUUGUGUUGGUCUGUGUUUGAUGUAAAAGAGGGAAUCUUGUGCCAUACGACGUUUCAGGCUCCUCAGACUCGACAUGUGCCGUUUAUAGUUUUGUGGAGUUGUCGCUUUGUUUUUGGCAGUUUUUUGAUGUGAUUAGCAAAGUGUCUGAGGGUGGGCGGGGCUGAGGAGGAGGUGGAGGAGGAGGAGGUGGAGGGGACAUAAGGGAGUGUCAUUGUAAUUAAUAAUAAUAGUCUUUUUACACUGCUCUUAACUUACUUUACUUGAUCUCAGUGUUUUUUUUCUCAACAAGCACCUCGCCCUCUCCACGACCGCGCCCUGACCGCUCCACGACCGCGCCCUGACCACUCCACGACUGCUCCCUGACCGCUCCACGACUGCUCCCUGACC